AAAUGCCAUUAAAAUAAUUAAGAGCAGUUACUUAAAACAAAGUCUUAAUUAAUGAUCGAACUCUCACGUCUAGUAAGUAUUGAAAGACGAAGGACACGAAAUCCAGCGUUAUCGAAAUUAUGAAUCACACGUGGAGUGCGUAGAGUAAGAAAGACAAAAUUAAUGAAAGUGAGCAUAACCUACAAAAAUUCACGAUCGGUUGGCCUCAAAUUUUAGACCAUGUUUCGAUAAUUUCGAAAUGCACUUCGCUACAUUCGUUAUUAAUAUUGCUGUAAGUGUCAUUGGAGGUGGCCUCAUUCAAGGAAUUAAAGUGUUUUCGAAACCGCACUUACUUUCAAUCGGAAAUUCACACAGCAAGAAUGGCGACUCAACGAGUAAAAAGAGCAGCUUCGAUUCUUAUCAGCAAGUUCCAGAGAAUCUAUCCGAUCAUAAUUACGUUAUACUAACGGUCCCGCCAGCAACGGAGGACACAUUUGAAGACUUAGAGCCGCUGAAUGUUUCCUUCAUCUUGCAGCCCGUGACAGGGUUGACAGUUCAUCAAUUCCAAGAGGUCCUCAGUGAUUGCUUGCUCUCUAUUCGAACUUUGGGUGAUGACCCGACGGACCCAGAGUAUUUCGAUACAUACAUCCACGGCGUGUUAUUCAACCUUUUCAAGAUGGGUGCUCGCGGGUAUUUCAUGCUGAGCCGCGUGGAGGUCGGAGAUUCUGGCCGACGUUGCGAUUUCGUGUUCCUGAGUAAACCGCAGAUUGGGAAUCAUUCUUUCAUAGUGAAGGUGUCGCCGACUGAGAAACCAGUAAUGCUCCGUUCGGCCGCCGAAAGCGCUCUCAUGAUGAUGGAGAGGCAGGAAUGGGCCAGGGAGUUAAUGAAAAGUUACCCGAGGAUAGAUUUCGUGUUCCGAGUCUCCAUCGCCGUCGCGCUUGACAACUUUUACGUGGACUAUUCGAAUGAAACGAUUUUCCGACCUCAAGCCGCAUAAAGCAUUAAAAAAAAAGAACUUCAUGACGAAGGGAAAUUUGUAGACAAAUAUUCAAAAAAUGUCCUGCAAAUUAGUGAUUUGCCAGGAAAAAUUUGGCAACGUCUGAGGGCUCAUACGGCGUUUUUCCUUAGCACGGCAGAAUAGAUAACGAGUUUUUACCUUUAAAAUUUUUCGUAGCAGAGCGUGGUUUCGAUCCACGGACCUCUGGGUUAUGGGCCCAGCACGCUUCCACUGCGCCACUCUGCUCUCUGAUGCUGCCAUGCUAAGGAAAAAGCCAUAUCACCCAUCAGACGUUGCCAAAUCUCCUUCAACAAAGUAUAACGCGGAAAAUUUGUAAACAUUUUUCUUCUGAUUCUCUCGAAAAUUUUGUUCGUAAUUUGAUCCGAAAUGUCUGAAAAUUCAAUGAUAAAUAUUCAUAUAGUGUUUUUUAAUGAUGAAGAUUCGUGUUGUGUUUUUCAAAAAUAAAUAUUUUCUAAGUGGGAA
Bemisia tabaci is the source of this 1459-nucleotide messenger RNA. RefSeq lists its product as uncharacterized. The record is from RefSeq and is a predicted model, not a curated record. Lineage: Eukaryota; Metazoa; Arthropoda; Insecta; Hemiptera; Aleyrodidae.